Molecule: messenger RNA, 450 nt
Organism: Anisakis simplex (herring worm)
Lineage: Eukaryota; Metazoa; Nematoda; Chromadorea; Rhabditida; Anisakidae
Source: the annotation of a GenBank genome assembly
GGAUCGCUUGAAGUUGAGAAAAAUGAAAAAUCAGAAUUACAACGGCUGAAGAAGAAACUUGAAGCGGAUGUGAACGACCUCGAAACUGCUCUAACGCAUGCGAAUUCGGCCAACGAAGACACACAGACGAAUCUGAAGAAGUAUGCACAGCAGAUCAGUGAGCUGCAGCACGUACUCGAGGAUGAGCAGAUACGACGACAACAAUUCAGUGAAGAUUGUGUAAAUGCUGAGAAACGUCUGGCAUUUGUACAAUCCGAAAAAGAAGUUCUUGAGCUGAAAUCAUCACAGGCUGAACGACUUAACAAUCAGCUGGCACUCGAAACGAAUGAAGUACACCAGCAAAUCGACAAACUCACGAUUCAGUGCAACGACAUUAACGCUGCUAACAGACGAAUGCAAGAGGAUAUUGUUCAGACAAGGGUUGUGGGCGCAUUUUGCAUUGAAAUUUGA